AUGGAUAAAGAAAAUCUCAAUGAAGAUGAAAUAAGUUUAAAGUUUAAUGCUUUAGCCUAAAAGUUGCAGGAAGGAAAGAUCGAAUUUUCAUAUUUAUUUAAAGAUUAAUGGAUAUCUUAAGAAGUGAAUAACGUAACAGUGACAGUAAACUCUAAAAUGCUGAGCUUCCAUUUGAUUGGUUCUGAUCGAUAUGGAACUUGGACCUAGAUGGGUGCAAUGACUGUUAGCAAGAGUCACCAAGUUGAGACAUUUUCAAGAAAAAUCUAUGAUGAUUAUAACCUUUAAGGAGGUAAUGUAUUAAUUUAUUAUGGAAAAUAUGAUGAAUAAAAUGAAACACUUCAUGGAAAUUGGUACUACUUGUAGGGUGAUUCAAGAGGAGAAUGGACUUUAAAAUUUAAAAGUCAAUGA
Paramecium octaurelia is the source of this 408-nucleotide messenger RNA. The record is from the annotation of a GenBank genome assembly. NCBI's taxonomy places the organism in Eukaryota, Ciliophora, Oligohymenophorea, Peniculida, Parameciidae.